GGAGGAGCCGAGAGCGCAGGCGACGCCGCGGGAGGUUCUGGAAACGCCGGCUGCUGCGCGUGUCCAGUAGUUUCAGAGUCCCGUGGUGAUUGGCUGACUGACUGAACAAACGGGGCUUUCUGUGUGCCUGGAGACUUGAAGGACAGAGGCAAGCAGACGGAAGAAGAGGCAGAAAGUUCAAGUCUAGAGCAGAAGCAAGAUACUGCCCUUUCCAGUCAUGAGGGUCCAGAUGUUUGUGUGGCUGGUGUCCUGGUUUGGUGUCCCAAGCUGGGUGCAGGCAGAAUUCUUCACGUCUAUCGGGCACAUGACUGACCUGAUUUAUGCCGAGAAGGACCUUGUACAAUCCCUGAAGGAGUACAUCCUUGCGGAGGAAGCCAAGCUCUCCAAAAUUAAGAGCUGGGCCAGCAAGAUGGAAGCCCUGACCAGUAAGUCAGCUGCCGACCCUGAGGGCUACCUGGCGCAUCCUGUGAAUGCCUACAAGCUGGUGAAGCGCUUGAACACAGAAUGGCCUGCGCUGGGGGAUCUUGUCCUGCAGGACUCCGCCGCAGGUUUUGUCGCCAACCUCUCAGUGCAGCGGCAGUUCUUCCCCACCGACGAGGACGAGUCUGGAGCUGCCCGAGCCCUGAUGAGACUUCAGGACACGUAUAAACUGGACCCAGACACGAUUUCCAGAGGGGAACUCCCAGGAACUAAGUACCAGGCCGUGCUGAGUGUGGACGACUGCUUCGGGAUGGGGCGCUUAGCUUACAACGAAGGAGACUAUUACCACACUGUGCUGUGGAUGGAGCAGGUGCUAAAGCAGCUUGACGCCGGGGAGGAGGCCACCAUAAGCAAAGCCCUGGUGCUGGACUACCUGAGCUACGCUGUCUUCCAACUGGGUGACCUGCACCGUGCUGUGGAACUCACCCGCCGCCUGCUCUCUCUUGACCCAAGCCACGAGCGAGCUGGAGGGAAUCUGAGGUACUUUGAGCGGUUGUUAGAGGAAGAGAGAGCAAAACCAUUGUCAAAUCAGACAGAAGCUGGACUAGAGGCCCAGGAGAGCUUCUACGACAGGCCCACAGACUACCUGCCCGAAAGGGAUGUGUAUGAGAGCCUGUGUCGUGGGGAGGGCGUCAAGCUGACGCCCCGGAGGCAGAAGAAGCUUUUCUGUAGGUACCAUCAUGGAAACAGGGCGCCACAGCUUCUCAUUGCCCCUUUCAAAGAGGAAGACGAGUGGGACAGCCCGCACAUCGUCAGGUACUACGAUGUGAUGUCCGACGAAGAAAUCGAGAGGAUCAAGGAGAUUGCGAAGCCCAAACUCGCAAGAGCCACUGUUCGAGAUCCUAAGACAGGUGUCCUCACUGUCGCCAGCUACAGAGUUUCCAAAAGCUCCUGGCUAGAGGAGGACGAUGACCCUGUUGUGGCCCGGGUCAACCACAGGAUGCAGCACAUCACAGGGUUGACAGUGGAGACUGCAGAGUUAUUGCAGGUUGCAAACUAUGGAAUGGGAGGACAGUACGAACCACACUUUGAUUUCUCUAGGCGACCCUUUGACAGCGGCCUCAAAACGGAGGGAAAUAGGUUAGCGACGUUUCUUAACUAUAGCGAUGAGCAAGAUGCUUUCAAGCGUUUAGGGACUGGGAAUCGUGUGGCCACGUUUCUAAACUACAUGAGUGAUGUCGAAGCUGGUGGUGCCACCGUCUUCCCCGACUUGGGAGCUGCGAUUUGGCCCAAGAAGGGCACAGCUGUAUUCUGGUACAACCUUCUUCGGAGUGGGGAAGGCGAUUAUCGAACGAGACAUGCGGCCUGCCCUGUGCUCGUGGGCUGCAAGUGGGUCUCCAAUAAGUGGUUCCAUGAGCGAGGACAAGAGUUCUUGAGGCCCUGUGGGACAACAGAAGUCGAUUGACGUCCUUUUCUGCUCUGCCCACUCCUUGGCUCCACAGCCCGAGGCAUCUUCAAGUUCAGCGUGAGAGUCCUUUGGAUGUCCCAGCUCCUGUCAGGCAGGUCAUUGGAGGAGCCAGUGUUUGUCUGAAUUUGAGAGAGUGUGUCCUGGGCCUAGUCCGGGGUGACCUAGGCCCCAGACUCUGGCCAGCCUAUGCUUGCCCUGGCUCCAAUGGUAGCAUUGGCAUUGGCUGCAGGGAGCCAGACUGUAGCACCCAGCACGGUGUCUCGUACCUCAGAUGUUUCAAUGAAACCAAAGUUCUGAUGCUGUUUACAUGUUUGUUUUUAUGACAUUUCUAUUUGUCGUGGCUUUAACCAAAAAAAAUAAAAUGUCUCCCUGCCAGAAGCCUCAAA
Messenger RNA from Acomys russatus (golden spiny mouse), 2274 nucleotides. It is a transcript of the gene P4ha2, whose product is annotated as prolyl 4-hydroxylase subunit alpha 2. The record is from RefSeq and is a predicted model, not a curated record. Gene Ontology annotation, molecular function: procollagen-proline 4-dioxygenase activity; protein binding; L-ascorbic acid binding. The transcript is spliced from 17 exons. Gene Ontology annotation, cellular component: endoplasmic reticulum. Bases 218 to 1885 code for a protein of 555 amino acids. Gene Ontology annotation, biological process: peptidyl-proline hydroxylation to 4-hydroxy-L-proline. NCBI's taxonomy places the organism in Eukaryota, Metazoa, Chordata, Mammalia, Rodentia, Muridae.